Molecule: messenger RNA, 11061 nt
Organism: Cuculus canorus (common cuckoo)
Lineage: Eukaryota; Metazoa; Chordata; Aves; Cuculiformes; Cuculidae
Gene: GRM5
Product: glutamate metabotropic receptor 5
Exons: 12
Coding region: 462-4190 (1242 amino acids)
Biological process (GO): regulation of synaptic transmission, glutamatergic; trans-synaptic signaling by endocannabinoid, modulating synaptic transmission; G protein-coupled glutamate receptor signaling pathway
Cellular component (GO): postsynaptic density membrane
Molecular function (GO): adenylate cyclase inhibiting G protein-coupled glutamate receptor activity; G protein-coupled receptor activity involved in regulation of postsynaptic membrane potential
Source: RefSeq, a predicted model, not a curated record
UCCUCACACGGCAGAAUGCAGGGUUAGUCCCUUCUAAAUGCAGAGAGGUUGCUGCCGUGCACACACAUGCAAGGAGAGGCGGUGAUGUUUAAGCAGAGGCAUUUGAGGAUUAUUCAGCUCCAGAAGGUCUGUUCAAGGAAUGCUACCUCUGCCGUGGCUGAAAAUAGGAGGUGUCUACCUCUACCUCUCUUGAUUAUUGCCGCGAAAAGGACCUCUUAGCUGCCACUGUAAGAAGAAGCUGUUGCUGCCACUGACAAGGUUAGGAAGAUUAUGAUCACACGUGCAGCUCUGCAUAGCUGUCCACUUGGAGAUGACGAUGACUCCUUAGAGAAUAUACGCCUACUCCUGGUUAAACAUCAGCAUAACGCUCCUUUUAUCCAAAAGAUUUGGUAACUGCUUUUCACCAGCUCUCUGGUUUUGUUCCAUCAUGUUGUCUCUACCAGCCUAAACCAUUUCUUAAAAUGAUUCUUUUGCUGUUCCUUACAAUCCUGUUAUUGAAGGAAGAUGUCUGUGGGAACUUCGGGCUUUUGGUUUCUGCACAGGCCAAUGAAAGAAGGGUGGUUGCACACAUGCCUGGUGAUAUUAUCAUUGGAGCUCUAUUCUCUGUCCACCACCAACCAACUGUUGACAAGGUUCAUGAGAGGAAAUGUGGAGAGGUAAGAGAGCAGUAUGGCAUUCAGAGAGUGGAGGCAAUGCUGCAUACUCUUGACAGAAUUAAUUUGGAUCCCACACUGUUGCCAAAUAUAACGCUAGGAUGUGAAAUAAGGGACUCCUGCUGGCAUUCUGCUGUGGCUCUGGAGCAGAGCAUUGAGUUUAUAAGGGACUCUCUUAUUUCAUCAGAAGAAGAGGAAGGGAUGGUGCGAUGUGUGGAUGGAUCCUCAUCGUCUUUCCACUCCAAGAAACCCAUUGUUGGUGUCAUUGGACCUGGCUCUAGUUCAGUUGCUAUCCAGGUCCAGAACUUGUUGCAGCUUUUCAAUAUACCUCAGAUUGCUUAUUCUGCCACAAGCAUGGACCUAAGCGACAAAACUCUCUUCAAGUAUUUUAUGAGAGUUGUGCCAUCUGAUGCACAGCAAGCACGGGCUAUGGUGGACAUUGUCAAGCGCUAUAACUGGACCUAUGUUUCUGCUGUACAUACUGAAGGAAACUAUGGUGAAAGUGGAAUGGAAGCUUUCAAAGAUAUGGCGGCCAAGGAAGGGAUCUGCAUUGCACAUUCCUACAAGAUCUACAGCAAUGCUGGUGAACAGAGCUUUGACAAGUUGCUGAGAAAGCUUCGGAGCCACUUGCCCAAGGCCAGAGUGGUUGCCUGCUUCUGUGAAGGCAUGACUGUGAGAGGGCUCUUAAUGGCUAUGAGGCGCCUGGGACUCGCUGGAGAAUUUUUGCUGCUGGGCAGUGAUGGCUGGGCAGACAGGUACGACGUGACAGAGGGGUAUCAGCGUGAAGCAGUAGGUGGAAUAACAAUCAAGCUCCAGUCUCCUGAUGUGAAAUGGUUUGAUGAUUACUACCUAGAGCUUCGGCCAGAAACCAAUCAUCGAAAUCCAUGGUUUCAGGAAUUUUGGCAGCACAGGUUCCAGUGCAGGUUGGAAGGGUUUCCUCAAGAGAACCCUAAAUACAACAAGACUUGCACAAGCCAGAUGACUCUGAGGACACAGCACGUUCAGGACUCCAAGAUGGGCUUCGUAAUCAAUGCAAUAUACUCAAUGGCGUAUGGCCUCCACAACAUGCAGAUGUCUCUGUGCCCAGGCUAUGUGGGCCUCUGUGAUGCCAUGAAACCCAUAGAUGGUCGGAAGCUCCUGGAAUCCCUCAUGAAGACUAACUUUACUGGGGUCUCAGGGGACAUGAUCUUGUUUGAUGAGAAUGGCGACUCACCAGGAAGGUAUGAAAUAAUGAAUUUUAAGAAAAUGGGGAAAGACUACUUUGAUUAUAUCAAUGUUGGCAGCUGGGACAACGGUGAGCUGAAAAUGGACGAUGAUGAAAUAUGGUCAGAGAAAAAUAAUAUCAUCAGAUCUGUGUGCAGUGAACCCUGCGAAAAAGGCCAGAUAAAGGUGAUUCGUAAAGGAGAAGUGAGUUGCUGUUGGACCUGCACUCCUUGUAAAGAGAACGAAUAUGUAUAUGAUGAAUACACAUGCAAAGCCUGCCAGCUUGGCUCCUGGCCCAACGAUGACCUCACAGGUUGUGACCUCAUACCAGUCCAGUAUCUCAGAUGGGGUGAUCCUGAACCAAUUGCCGCAGUUGUUUUUGCAUGCCUGGGUCUGCUGGCCACCUUGUUUGUUACAGCUAUAUUCAUAAUGUACCGUGAUACUCCAGUGGUCAAAUCAUCCAGCCGAGAACUUUGCUACAUCAUUCUAGCUGGCAUCUGCUUGGGUUACUUGUGCACUUUCUGUCUCAUUGCAAAACCUCAACAGAUUUACUGUUAUCUUCAGCGGAUUGGCAUCGGCCUCUCCCCAGCUAUGAGUUAUUCUGCUCUAGUAACUAAAACCAACCGCAUUGCAAGAAUCCUGGCUGGCAGCAAGAAGAAAAUUUGUACAAAGAAACCUAGGUUCAUGAGUGCCUGUGCCCAGCUGGUUAUUGCAUUUAUCUUGAUAUGUAUACAAUUAGGCAUAAUUGUUGCCCUCUUUAUAAUGGAGCCACCAGACAUAAUGCAUGAUUAUCCGAGCAUCCGAGAAGUCUAUCUGAUUUGUAACACCACCAACUUGGGUGUUGUAACUCCCCUUGGAUACAAUGGAUUAUUAAUUUUGAGUUGCACCUUUUAUGCAUUUAAGACAAGAAAUGUUCCAGCUAAUUUCAAUGAAGCGAAGUACAUUGCCUUUACAAUGUAUACCACCUGCAUCAUUUGGCUGGCUUUUGUGCCAAUAUAUUUUGGAAGCAACUACAAGAUUAUCACCAUGUGUUUCUCAGUGAGUCUGAGUGCCACGGUGGCCCUUGGCUGUAUGUUUGUGCCCAAGGUUUAUAUCAUCCUUGCUAAGCCUGAAAGGAAUGUACGCAGCGCAUUCACCACGUCGACUGUGGUUCGCAUGCAUGUAGGGGAUGGAAAAUCAUCUUCAGCUGCAAGCCGCUCAAGCAGUCUGGUAAACCUGUGGAAAAGAAGAGGAUCAUCUGGUGAAACUCUUAGGUACAAAGGCAGGAGACUGGCCCCGCACAAGUCGGAAAUAGAGUGUUUCACCCCAAAAGGGAGUAUGGGGAAUGGUGGGAGAGCUACAAUGACCAGUGAAGAAUCUGUUUGCAUUCCAGACUGUAAUCGAUCUGAGUCAAGUAGAGAGGAGAAAAAGGUUCCUGUUAAAGAGGAUGCCCUAACAGUCAAAAAGACUGGAAACUGUGUCAGUCUAAUAGUUCCACAGCAAGACUGUCAGCUGCAAGACCUACUCAAACACUCUAAUGGGAAAUCAGUUUCCUGGGCUCAAAAUGAGAAAAGUAGCAGAGGAGCACACCUUUGGCAGCGAUUGUCGAUCCACAUCAACAAAAAAGAGAACCCCAAUCAAACUGCAGUGAUCAAGCCUUUUUCUAAAAGCACAGAUAGUAGCCGACAUAGUAGCAGCGCUACAUUUCCUGAGUCCAGUGCCAAAACGCUUUACGACGUUUCAGAAGCAGAAGAGCAAUACCCAGCUCAGUAUCGACCACAGACUCCCUCACCUAUCAGCACCUUGAGCCACAGAACUGCAUCGGUUAGCAGAACAGAAGAUGAUGCCCCUACUUUCCAGUCAGAGCCUCCUCAGCGAAGUAGCUCCUCUCAAGGCUCCCUCAUGGAGCAGAUCAGUAGUGUGGUUACUCGCUUUACAGCCAAUAUCAGUGAGCUGAACUCUAUGAUGCUUUCAACAACCACUCCAGGGACAAUGGUGGCCACUCCUCUCUGCUCGUCAUAUCUGAUCCCACGGGAAAUCCAGCUCCCUACAACAAUGACCACACUUGCAGAGAUCCAACCGCUUCCUGCCAUUGAAGUCAAUGGUGCUUCGCAGUCAGCCAGGAAACCUUCAAAUGGCAGCGUUAAAGAAGGCACUUCAGAGACCCCAUCAGCCAAGCAAGACCUCGAGGAGUUGGUAGCUUUAACUCCUCCUUCUCCUUUUAGAGACUCCAUUGAUUCCGGAAGUGCAUCUCCCAGCUCUCCAGUUUCCGAAUCAGCUCUCUGUAUCCCAUCCUCCCCCAAGUAUGACACACUCCUCAUCAGAGAUUUAACUCAAAGUUCUUCUUCACUGUGAAUGUAGUUCAAGACAACGUUGGAUCUCAAUGACUACAAGCAAGUAGUGAGAGGACAGCCAGGCCUUCAAGAUCUCCAGUGUUGAUGCAGACAGAGUGAGAGGCAUUGGGUCAUCUUGCGAAAAACAGAGAGGAAGAAGAGGAAUGACUUGAGAAGUGGAAACAUCGGGUUAAUUAUAAAGACAAAAUGACUCUUGGCAGAUUAUUGUGGCCUUAAAAAAACAUGGGCUUUUCAGAAACACUGAAUCUAUUUUUGAGGGCUUAUAAGGAGUCUGUCGAAUCAGUUACAUACCAAGUGCUUUGCUUUAGUAUUACAAUGAACCGUGUGUACAAUAUAUGGGGUGGGGGGAAACUAGAUUGUAAACAACUGUACAAUGGUUUGUUUGUUUACUUCGAUUCCUUACCCAGAAGUGAACCUUGAUCUUUUAUCAAGAAUAGAAGACCAAACGUUGAAUGUACAUUUUCUAACAGACUCAAAUCUGGGACCAACCUGUCAAGCUUUCUUUUUUUUUUCUAUGAAGAUCUCAAAAAGCAGUAAUGUAUGUUCAAUAACUACCAAACUUUUUGCUGAAGCAUAUAGUGUCCGUGAUACGUUACACGUGGAUAACACUAAGCUGAGGCUUUGCAGUGAGUGACUGCAAUAUCGAGGGCUUUACAAGUGACUUCUCAACCUACACAUUUGUUUAUGAAAUCCUCUUCUAUCAAUAUCAAAAAUUUGAAUUGUUAACAUUGGAUUCACCUUCACAGCAACAAUCCAAGGAAGACUUCCUGACUAUUUCACCAUGUUGCCAACUAAUAAUGAAGUAGCAAAAAAUAUUUUCUGGAGCACUGUUUUGUAAUUCCCUUAUCAGGGCAAGUUGUUGAGGUGAAUAUUCUCUUUCUAGCAGCACUACAAAGCUAUAUUGUAGUGGCACUCCCUACCGAAAUUAACACAUUUCUAUGGACGUUCUUAUGCUAACAUUACCAGAUAAAAUACUUAUUUGGGGUCCCAUAGUCUUUGCUUGUAAGUAACAGGUAAACACCAUAAGGAUUUUCUCCAUGCUCUGAAUAACAGAAUUCUAGCAGACCAAUCUGGAUUAUGAUGAAUCUUGUCAGUGGAAAGGUUGUCAUAAUCAUAAUUCAUAUAUAGGGAAACACCAACCCCACCCCCCACCCCCGUCAAAAACUACUUAGAGGUGACUUAACUAAUCUUUCAUGAGCAAGAAUUUUAACUUUAUUUAGCUGUGAUGCCUUGCAGCUAUGAACUGUGACAAAAAAAAAAAAAAAAAAGAAAAAUACUUUCAAAGCAAUACGGAUUAAAGGAUAAAACAGAGAAGGCCUAAUAAGAUAUGAAACAAGAAAGUCUUUCUUUGUUUCUUAGCAACUCACAGAAGAAGUGAGGGGAUUCCUCAUAUUUUUUUUCCUAUAUGAAGGUAGUACAAUUGAGUGCACUUCAUACUGUCACAGCACUUUUGUAAUACAGGCAGGGAAAAGUUUUAAAUUUUGAAUAGAAGCUAAACAAUUUUUGAUAGGUAUAGUAACAUAGAACUUGCAGGUCAGGCCCUAAACGCACACUGUAUUGGCUCUCUCCUUCAUGACAUAGCUGUCCUCAGGUGCCAAACUUUUAUGGAUUUGCUUUAUUUUAUUUAAAGAUAGUUUGAAGUGGUGAGCGAUGUACUUCAAUUCAAAGCUGAGUUGAUUUAGCCUUAUACAGCCUCAUGGAAGGAAGCCUUGAAAUAAGGCUGCUAUGUUUCAUUUUCAAAACCCUUAGAUUUUAUUUCUUCAAAGACAACAAAUAUUUUGUAAUCAAAAAUCAUACCCCUUUUUUUCUCCCCCAUAUCUAAAAUAAUAUUAAUAUUUGAUCAAACAAACCAACAAACGAGAUGAAAGCACAUUCGCAUACUUUAACGAGGAGCAUCUUCUAUUCCUUUCAGUAUUAUGUGCUGCACUGCAAUUUACUGCUCAACAACAUUAAAGAAAAAAGAAUAGAUGACUGAAUCCAGGCUAGCACCUCAUACAGAUACUCUCGUGACUACUUACAUCAUGCACAAGGCAGUGUUAUCAACAGUAGUAUGUGGGCAUGUUUACUUUGUCAGGUACAAUUUCCUUACUAGCUACGCCUACAGCAUGAACCAGUAGGUCACAAAGCGUCUCUACUCCAGAAGGUAGGUAAAUACACCAAAUCAUGACUUUAGGUCCUCAUUGCUUAUAUGUAUUUCUUGCCUCCUUGCACAGCUGAUUAGCACGGUCUCAGUUCUGUGCAGCUGUAUGAUUUCUAGACGAGAAUGCGGUUUUGCUCUAUUGGUUCCGAGUACCUGCAUGUCUCAUCAUUCCCUAGCUACCCGUGUCUUUAGGAGAAAACUUCUUUCAAAGGAUACACUUUAAAUUUAAGGGAAGAGCAUGUCCAAGCAGUCUGCGACACAAACAUUCUCAUUUAGGGGAUCUAGACCAUUUAAAUAUUGUUCAUGGAAGACUUGUAUGAUAAUAUAUGUUUCCCAUCAGUGCAAUAUUGCUUUGAAAUAUACAGAGCGUACUGAGAUAGUGAAUGUGAAUUUCAAUGGGAUUCUAUUACUAUCUAUUCUCUUAUACUUUACCUGUUGACCAAUGUUCUUACUAGAACAUUUCCAUUUUGAUUUUUACCUAGCCUUUCAGGUUCCCAUUUCCAUAGUCUUUUCCUAUGAUCGUGAACACUUAAUAUAUUCUUGCUAUAAUCUGUGGGCUUCACUGUAGUACAGAUUUAUCAACAGUGGACAUCAGGAUUAUACAGACAUAAAAAAACUUUUUUCAAAAUAAAAUUAGUAAAAAGAAGUGAGAAAUAAAACUGUCAAACUGUGACUUAGCAUAAAUAUACCUCUUCUGCUCCCAAACAGCAGUUCUGCACAAUCCUGGCCAUAGCUUUCGCUCAGAGCUUUUUGACAACUUUUGUGUAUAUUGCCAAGAUGAUAAUACAAGUGCAUGAGUGUGCUCGCGCACACACUCACACAUAGCCCUCAGUCUAACACCAUAAUACAAGAGUCUAAAACCCUAAUGUUACACAACCCAACUUUUAAACAUUUUUGCUCACUCUCACUUUAGGAGGAGUCACACUGUCUUUUGUAUAUCCAUUAGCAACAGCAGAACUUUUAACUGCAUAAGGAACCAACGAUGGACUCUGCUGAGAGUGUACUUCCCUUUGGUCUAUCUUUAACGAAAGACAGGUCAGCCUUACCAGCACUGAAAGACGGCAGAAAACAUGUUAAUUGUAUAGGCUGGAAUGCACCAGUGUCACUUUGUAUGAUAUCUUUGGAUUUUAUUGAAGAGAGGAAAAGUGUUGUGGGAAGAAGAUAAAAAAUAUGCAGUGACUAUAGUUGUAAUUCAAACGAGCUCAGUAGGAGAUUUGUAAGACUGAAUAGUACUUUGCCAGUGGGAUUGAUGCAAGAAAAAAGAGAAUUAUGAAUGAUGGACAUCAUGAUUUCAUUAUGCUGUUUCUAUGCUAGCCUCUGUUUAGGACAUUAAGAUAUAAAGGCAGGAUUUUUCAGCCAUAAAAGCAAAGGUUACAAUCAUGAACACUUUUCAAUCUAAGCAAAGAAUGUGCAAGUACCAACUGAAAGGCUUGAAAUUGCCUUCCAAUUUAGUGUUGCUGCCAGAAAGGGAAUUAAAGGAGGUGAAAAUAUUGUUGUUCUUGACCACAGGGACCUCAAAAAAUCACUUGUUACUUUUGUGCUUGAGGCCAGCCCUGAAGAGGAAAGGUGUAACCAACUCUGCAAUCUUUACUUUUGAAAUAAAGUGAAUCACUCUGGCAGGCCAGUUGGAAGAAGUGUUAGCAAUACUGAAGAACUGUAUUUUUUAAUUGGCUCUGAAGAAUAAUUGUAUGACUUUGGAAAUGUGCUUCCUCAUACUUGUAUCUGAACAUUUGGUGCCUAGACUCAUACAGAUACCUUAGGCCAGAGAUUUUUAGACCAUGUUCCGCAAAGCACUUGCUGAUCUCUCAUAGCAGACUGGUUGAUCACCAGGUAUUGGCUUCUUCCACUGAUUUCUAGCUACAAAAAAAAAGAAAUAAAAGUUAAAUGCUAAUUAAAAAAUAACUGUUAAAAGUUUUAAAGGCAAAGCAGAAAAAAACCCAAAAAAAACGCUAGCUUGCUUGGAUAUUUGUUCAGUUGCUCUGUCUGCAAAAUGAAAACUUUGUGAUCAAACUAGGAGAAUAAGAUCCCCAAAGAGAGACAAUGGGAAGGCUAAUCCAUGAUUCAGAAUCUGGAUGAUAGCAGAAAUCACAUGUGGAUGUUUUCUUAAGAGAGACAAAGACCAAACUGAAAGACAGCCUAGCUGAGGGUGUAAAUUCUAUACAGGAAAGUGUGUAACUUUGCUGUUCUGUUUAAUACUUCAUUUAUGAGGUGAGAGUUAAAAAAAACAUGGCAACAGACAACAUGCAGAAAAUUUUGUGUCCCUAGAGAAAUUAGAGCACUAUGCUUAGGACCAUGACUACUUUACUGUAUUGGAAACCAGUGUCAGGGCUGACUCAAAAAAAGGGACUUUGGUGCCUAAAGUUAGGAUUUAAUCAGAAUUUAAACCCCAGCUUUAAAUGCACUAUUCAACUGCCACCUCACUCGGGCAUCUAGCACUAUAUGUCUGCAAAUGCUCAGAACUCCCCUGAUCUUGAUACAUCUAAGGAUCUUUGCACUUAACUCAUGCUAAAAUACAUCAGGGAUCCAGAAAGCUGUAGUUUCUCGGCUAUAUCCCUGUACGUCCCAUAAAGUGACUACACAGAGCACACGGCACACAGGCCAGCAGGAUGAUACUCCCUACUAAAUGGAGCAGAAAUUAUCUUUUCUUUUAAGGCUGUGGGUCUGGUUAUGUCACUGUUUUUGUACUGACCUUGAGGUUAGAACAGUAAGGCAGAAGGUGAAAGACCUAAAUUCAGACCCAGCCAUUGCCAGAGUUGAUUGAAAUCUUCCUCUUUGCUGGAAACUGCUCGAAUGACUCUGCGUAGGGGCACCCUCUGCUCAUCUCAUUAAGCUAACUUCACAAGACCGGAACAAAUUCAAGAGUUCCAGAGAAGAAAAAGAACAGUUACUCUGCACCCUGAUAGGACAUACGCUUGAUAUAAUUAGGGAUGCUAUAUUAUCGUUUAAUAUAAAAUACUUUGAAAAUCUCGGGACCAGGUGAGUAUACAAAGAUGUGGAGACAACAUUUUUUUUCUGUGCUAUGUAUUCGCUCAAACUCCCCUAAAUACUUCUGUGAGAAGUACUUUAAUGACAAGAGAGGAUGGCCUCCCCUUCCUUAUCUUUGUGUCUGCAACCAUGUCGUCUUCCACCGGGAGUUCUCAGACUCUCCAUUGAAAGGAGGAAUCUGAGUCUUCUUGGAUAGGUGAAGGAAUGAAACGAGAUCCCACUUCUAUGAGGUUUAAAAAAACAAGGGACUCAUUUCAGUUUCCUCCAGACAUCUGUCGCAGAGGGACCCACUUUUGAAACAAAAUGUACAGCCAUAUCCAGAAAUGGGCCCCAAUUAAAAUUCUGCACACUGCAUUUCCAUACUGGCUCAAGUAGAGUAAUCUCAGACAUCUCUUUCCUUGUUGCAUUGCUUUCCUGGGCACCUAAGUAUUCUCGCAAACUUCACAGUAAGGAUAGACAUUUAACAAAGGGUUCUAGACUACACCCUAGAGACAAAUACUAUAAAAAAAAUAGGCAUUACACUGCAUAUUUUAAUUGUUUAAGUCCUUUACUGGCACUGGCCCUUAUUUUAUUGAGGUCAAGGGAAUAACUCCAAAUUAAUAUCCAUGUAAGGAAAAUUGAAGUUUGAUAGUGGCCAAUCAAGACUAGAACUUAACUAUUUGCUUCAGCAGAGAACAAUAAUGACAGGAGUUUCUUCCCACUUUCUUUUAAAUCAAUCAGCAGAUAUAUUUUAUUAGGUUUAUUCUUGAAGCAACAUGCUAGGCUUAGUGAAUAGUACUUUCUCACCAUUCUUCUUUAUCAUUUCUACUCUAGUAUGUAUCCCAAUGAGAAAACUGUAGUUUGACCAAAUGUGCUAAGGGAUGUGAGAGAACAUGUCCGAAAAUAAGAAACAGGUCACGGUUUUCUGGCAGUUUCAUGAAUCUCAUAAAAGGAAGUCAAUAUUCUCCAUGUACAAGAAAAUCAUUCAUCUGUUUCCUGUUUCACUGCAACUGCAUGCAUUAAAGACAUCAGCUGAAUUAUGAUUCUCUUAUUUUGCUGCAGUUUAUUAUUAUAGCCUCUGUUCAAAUCUCUGCAAUUGCCACUUACAAUUUUAUACUGUGAAAAGGAAAAAAAAAAAUAUACAGACCAGUGAAGCAUAAAGGUAAGUAAAAAAUUCAACUAGGUGAUGAAUUGGUGUAUAUGCCUGUUUUUGUAUCAUCUGAGUAAUGACAGUAUAAACAAACAAUAAUCAUUAAGUCACUCCAAUCUGCCAAAUGGGAACAAAUAUACUAUGUAUAUUAACUGUACUAAUAGGAUUAUAUGGCAGCAGCUGGUGGUAUUUGUAACUAGAAAUCUAUAUAGAAUAUAGAUGUUUUAGAGAGACGGUGCCAAUUCUAAAAGAUUUGUGUGGGCUACAAGUGCUUGUAAUCAUUUUUUAUUAAUUUGCUAAUAACUUAUGAACAACUGGUUUCAAACAUUCUGUGAGCGUUUGUUCUUUUUAUGUUGUUGCUGCUUAUACUAUUAAAAAUAGAGAAUGUAAAGUCAUUAUUUUGAUGUGAAUUGAAAAUGAUUUUUCAUAAAAUUUAACAUUUUUAUCAGCUUUGAUUUUGCUUUCUACCUGUACAAAUGUAAUUUAUUUUAGCAUUGAAAAAUACAUUUGCUUGUUUCUCGAUUGUCUACAUCAUGUUAUAGUUGGUGUUUAUGUAGAGUCAGGUACUUUUUGAACAGUAUUAAAAAAACCUGUGAUAUGAAUGAAAACUGGAUCUUU